AUGGAAGAUCUUGACAUGCCCAUUCCAACUCCAGUAACAAGUGCGCUGCGUUCACCUCACGCUGCGUGCCCGCCUCGUACCACUGGUCCACCUGGCAUUGUGCUCACACCAUAUACUCGUAACAAGUGCCGCGUGGAAAACUGUGUAAGAAGUCAUACUGUACUAUCAACAAUAAUAGAAGUUCUAAAACGAACUGCUGAUCAAAUAGCUGCGAAAGGGAAUGACAUUCCAAACAUUGAAAUUCUUGUCAGACACCUAAAAGAACGCUGUCCAGGAGUUAUUAUAGAAGUCGUUUAUGAGUCGGGCAUAUUAGAGAAAGAUAUGCUGAUUCCCGAAAAUUUAAAGGAAUUCCGCGGGACCAUGAGAACACAUCAGGUUGUGUGGAGUGCCAAUCAACUUCAGACUUUAGCUAUGAGAGAACUUAGUUGUAACUUGGACAAAUGUUCACAAGAAGCCAUUCAAUGUUCUCAUGGUCAACACAUUGGUUUUUAUACCAUAGAAGACAUUAAUAAACAACAGAGUCACCACUCUGUUGUGUUAAACGUCAAAUCCGCGGAUAAAAGAAAGGUGACAUCGAAGAAAUCUACAUGCAGCUCUUUGAUACAACGUAGCCAAAUAUCUGCUACCGAAAUUCAGACUGGAAAAGAUACGGAUAUAACCCAACAAGACCUCGACCUUCCCGAAUACGACAGCUUUUGGAUGGAGACUUCGUCAAUCGAUGAAAGACUUAUAACUCCAAAAUUCACCAGAGAUGUCCUAUCGACCCUACAUCAGAAAAGCGUAGGUGAUCGCUCAGAUUCUGACGAUGAGGAUAUUUUUGUGUUUAAAAAGCCUCAAUAUGAUAAGCGGACAAAAGAGUCUCACGGCAUUGUUGAAGAUAUGAUUAUUCCAUCUUCCUCCGAAAAUUCAAGAUCUCGUCAACAAGAAAAAGGCUUUAUGGAUGAUAUUGAAAGCAGCUCCGUCCCUAGCCCAAAGCCAAGAAAAUAUUUCUUUUAG
Molecule: messenger RNA, 996 nt
Organism: Parnassius apollo (apollo)
Lineage: Eukaryota; Metazoa; Arthropoda; Insecta; Lepidoptera; Papilionidae
Source: the annotation of a GenBank genome assembly